GGGGCGGGGCACGCUAAGGGGCGGGGCAGGGAGGGUCUGGCCUGCGGGAGGAGGCCGACCUAGACCUGGCGUGGGAGUUCCCGCUGGGUUUCCCGGGGCUGUUGCGACCCUCGGCUGCUGAGGCGCAGCGGCCCGGCUCGCACCCGCGACCCUUGGGGCGUCCGGCCCUCUGGGGCACGUCUCUGGCUGCCAUGGCCGCCGCCGGCUUCCGGGCCUUCGGAGCAAAGGGGCCCGCCUGGCUCGGGCGAAGCGCGUGGGCCCAGCUCUCCGCCGGCUUCUGCAGCAGGGGUCCCGCCGGGGCCGCGCGGCCGGAGCUCCCGCCGCGACCCACCCGCGCGCGGCAGCAGGACGGCAUCAGGAACAUUGUCUUGAGUGAUCCGAAGAAGAGGAACGCGCUGUCCUUAGCCAUGCUGAAAUCUCUGCAGAGUGACCUUCUUCACGAAGCCGAGAGCAAAGACCUAAGAGUCAUCAUCAUUUCAGCUGAGGGGCCCGUGUUUUCUUCUGGGCAUGAUUUAAAGGAACUGACGGAUGAGCGAAGCCCAGAUUAUCAUGCUGAGGUGUUUCAGACCUGUUCUGAGGUCAUGCUGCUGAUCCAGAAGCUUCCGGUCCCCGUCAUUGCCAUGGUGAACGGCUUGGCCACCGCGGCCGGCUGCCAGCUCGUUGCCAGCUGUGACAUUGCCGUGGCGAGCGACAAGUCCUCUUUCGCCACCCCUGGGGUGAACAUCGGGCUCUUCUGCUCCACCCCUGGGGUGGCCCUGGGGAGAGCAGUGCCGAGGAAGAAAGUACUGAAAAGAGCUGAUUCCCUGAGUUAUAUCACAUUUGCAAUGGUUACAUUUGAGGAGAAAGACGAGCCCGUGCUUGGCAUAUUGGAUCUGCCCUGGAAGGAGUCACAUUACAUGAGGUGGUUGGUCGUUGCUGACCACGGUGAAGUCCACGUUCUUCGUUAAGCUCAUUCUUCCUAUCACAUCAUAAAAUAAGAUUUACUAAGGAGCUCUUAAGUGUAAACCAGGGGUUUCCCUAUUCUAGAAAAAAAUACAUCCUCAUUCUCAACUAGAAAUGUGUUUCCAGAAAGGGAGAGGUUGGCGAAGUUGUAGAACGUAGGGAACCUAAAAUGCUUUCUAGAAUAUAUUAUCCAUUUUAACGUCAACUACAAAAAUUAGCAGUUGCCCAUAUGCCUGAGGCACAGAAGAGAUGAGACCCCAGGGAAAUCAAGCGGCAGGAACAAGAAGUUUAGGGAUGCGUUCCUUUCCUUUAUGGUGCCUCAUUAGUUUUUACAGAAACGUGUAUUUGUGAGAAAGGUCUGAAGGCAGAGUGUGCGAGCACACACCCUCAGGAACAGCGGCUGAAAGUGGGCAAAGGUGAGCUAUCAGACAUAACAGCUUGCCAAAAGGUUUGCAGACUAAGCGGGUUUCGUCCUGUCAGGAGACAAGUUCACUUUAAAUGCAUGUACAGUAAUUCAGCAAAUACUUCUUAAGUCUCUCCUCUGUGCCAAGUACAUGAAAUCGAAGUGCAUCUCAAGUAGAUUGUCGGAGCUUGUUGACACACUGCCAUACAAUUGUGCAGAUCAAGUCACGAGGCCUGUCGCGUCAUCAGCAGGUGGACGGGUUGCCCCAUCAGCAGGUGUUCAUCUUCCUUAACACCUGAUGUUCUGGAAGGGUCCACAGUGAGGCACCCAAACCUUUGUAUCAGCCCUGCUGUUAGGAUACGAACCCAUUCUUUCUUAACACAAACAAACUUUUCCCAUCGAGGCUUACAAUGGAGUCCUACAAACGUAAACAUUGUUAUCACAUUCGUCAAAUGUUAAAAGAGUUUUUGAGAAGAGAAAAAAACCACAUGUGACACACACAGGCCUUAAGUUUCCAGGAAGCCCGGUGCUCAGAACCACCCUGCAUAACUACUUGGCGUGACAGAUGAAGGGGCAGGACAUGGCAAGAACAAAAGUAGCUCCGACUUCCCCUGGGUAGUUUUGGCAAGGGCCAGGCCUGCUGAGAAGAUGUGGGCAGAGUCUCCAGUAUCGUCCCCACUCAGCUCCUUGAUCUGUGCUCCUUGUGAUCUGACCCCGGGGUUUUUUCCCAGUUAGUAGUCUGAAAGUGGUUCAGAGCUAUCUGUAGAUAUCUUUGCCUGUUGGGUUCAUUACUCCACAGAGGCGUGAGGGGGAUACACAGUUUGGGGUCAACACUCAUGAUCUGAAAUCACAAUACUGAUAAAGGGAACUCAGUGGGAAGAAGUCUGUCAGAACCUAGGGCCUUUGCCAGGUUGCUGGAUCUUCAGAUCUCGCCUGUGCCGCCCUCUGGAGGAGGCAAGUAGGAAUUCAUAAAAAUAUAAACCUAAACAGAAACACCCCUUCCUGCAGUCAUUGCUUGAUUGCCCCCCUAUGAACACAUCCAUACACAGGCCCAUGGGCUUCGGUGGGUGGGGGGCACACGUUUCCUCUGCGUGUAGCCACAGGGAAGCAAGGAAGUGCUUUUGCAAACUUGCCGGGCUUGGGAGCUCUACCCUUUCUGCCCCAGCUAGAGCCAUGGGUGUGGGUCACCAGUGCCCUCUGCUGGUCACCGUGGGAAAUGGCUCAGCAGUGCAGGAGUUGGAGAGUGGAGGUUUCUCCGCGGGGAGCAGAAGUGAUGGAGUGCAGCCCUUGUGUUCAAGCCAGACUGAGCCCGGGCAUGAAUAAUUUUCCACAUUUGUAAACCGUCUCUCUCCUCUGGCAUGAGUUAAAUAAUGCAUCUUCAUUGCACCUUCUAAACACUGCCUGCUGCAGCUGCUCCCCUCCCCAGCCAGAGCGGGCCCUCACGCAGCUGGUAUCCCGGGGGAGCAUGGGAAAAUCCGAACCCCCACUCCUCCAGCCCAUCACUUCUCUGUGGUGGGAACGCUGGCUUCCAUCUAGUUGCCUGGGGUAUCUGUGGAAACUUUGGGUAUUUGUGGAAUCGGAUUUCCUCAAAUCUCAUUAGAACAGAGUAGAACUGGGCACCUGGGGGCUCAGUGGGUUAAGCCUCUGCCUUCCACACAGGUCAUGAUCUCAGGGUCCUGGGAUCGAGCCCCGCAUCGGGCUCUCUGCUCAGCCGGGAGCCUGCUUCCUCCUCUCUCUCUGCCUGCCUCUCUGCCUACUUGUGAUCUCUGUCAAAUAAAUAAACAAAAUCUUAAAAAAAAAAAAAAAAGACAAAGAAAAAAGAACAGAGUAGAACUUCCAAGCUGGAAAGAGUGUUAACGUCUUGCCACUCAGCCUGGUUUGGAGACCACCAGAGAGUCUGAGAAAUGCAGGGUCCCAGCCGUCCAGACCGACCACAUCAGAAUCUGGACUUGAACAGAGAACUGCAUGGCCAUUGGUCUCCAUGCCUUUGAGACCAUGUAGUUCAACCCCUGAUUUACAAAAGGGUUUGAGGGGCAGUUCAGGGGCUUACCUGAUAUCUCCCAGCAACCAAACCCGCCUGUGACUCCCGGUUGGCUUCCUUCCUUCCUGAGCCCUUCCUGCAUCGCCAGCCAGUUCUUACCAUAGGUGUGACUCGAGGGGCCCGCAAGACCCCUCUGCUUUAAAGAAUCACCC
This is a messenger RNA of Mustela lutreola (European mink), 3538 nucleotides long. RefSeq names its product enoyl-CoA hydratase domain containing 3 (gene ECHDC3). Gene Ontology annotation, molecular function: hydro-lyase activity. The transcript has 5 exons. NCBI's taxonomy places the organism in Eukaryota, Metazoa, Chordata, Mammalia, Carnivora, Mustelidae. Gene Ontology annotation, cellular component: mitochondrion. The record is from RefSeq and is a predicted model, not a curated record. The coding region runs from base 192 to 947 and encodes 251 amino acids.